AUGCUUCUCUCGUUACCUGCCUUACAUCUUCAGACCUCCAAACACCAUCCUCUCUUCCAGCUGCCACACCGAAGGCUCGGACCAUGGUGCAGUCCCACUGGCUCCCCUGCCCCCCUCUCCUGUGAGACUGGCUGCGGGGUGGGAUCAUGGAUACUUGUCUGCCGGCUUCUGGUUCCCACGCAAGUAAGCCUGCUGUCAAUGGAGGAGGACAUUGAUACCCGCAAAAUCAACAACAGUUUCCUGCGCGACCACAGCUAUGCGACCGAAGCUGACAUUAUCUCUACGGUGGAAUUCAACCACACGGGAGAGUUACUAGCGACAGGGGACAAGGGGGGUCGGGUUGUAAUAUUUCAGCGAGAACAGGAGAGUAAAAACCAGGUUCACCGUAGGGGUGAAUACAAUGUUUACAGCACAUUCCAGAGCCAUGAACCCGAGUUCGAUUACCUGAAGAGUUUAGAGAUAGAAGAAAAAAUCAAUAAGAUAAGAUGGCUCCCUCAGCAGAACGCAGCUUACUUUCUUCUGUCUACCAACGAUAAAACUGUGAAGCUGUGGAAAGUCAGUGAGCGUGAUAAGAGGCCAGAAGGCUACAACCUGAAAGAUGAGGAAGGCCGGCUCCGGGAUCCUGCUACCAUCACAACCCUGCGGGUGCCCGUCCUGAGACCCAUGGACCUGAUGGUGGAGGCCACCCCACGAAGAGUGUUUGCCAAUGCGCACACAUACCACAUCAACUCCAUAUCCGUCAACAGCGACUACGAAACCUACAUGUCUGCUGAUGACCUGAGGAUUAAUCUGUGGAACUUUGAGAUAACCAAUCAGAGUUUUAAUAUCGUGGACAUCAAGCCAGCCAACAUGGAGGAGCUCACAGAGGUGAUCACGGCAGCCGAGUUCCACCCCCAUCACUGCAACACCUUUGUAUACAGCAGCAGCAAGGGGACAAUCCGGCUGUGUGACAUGCGGGCAUCCGCCCUGUGUGACAGGCACACCAAGUUUUUUGAAGAGCCAGAAGAUCCAAGCAACAGAUCGUUUUUCUCUGAAAUUAUCUCUUCAAUUUCGGAUGUGAAGUUCAGCCACAGUGGGAGGUAUAUCAUGACCAGAGACUAUCUGACCGUGAAAGUCUGGGAUCUCAACAUGGAAAAUCGCCCCAUCGAGACUUACCAGGUUCAUGACUACCUCCGCAGCAAGUUGUGCUCCCUCUACGAAAAUGACUGCAUUUUUGAUAAAUUUGAAUGUGUAUGGAAUGGGUCAGACAGUGUCAUCAUGACCGGCUCCUACAACAACUUCUUCAGGAUGUUCGACCGCAACACCAAGCGUGAUGUGACGCUUGAGGCCUCGAGGGAAAACAGCAAACCCCGGGCUAUCCUCAAACCCCGAAAAGUGUGUGUCGGGGGCAAGCGAAGAAAAGACGAGAUCAGUGUGGACAGUCUGGACUUUAGCAAAAAGAUCCUGCAUACAGCUUGGCAUCCUUCAGAAAACAUUAUAGCAGUGGCGGCUACAAAUAACUUAUAUAUAUUCCAGGACAAGGUUAACUAG
Molecule: messenger RNA, 1530 nt
Organism: Arvicola amphibius (Eurasian water vole)
Lineage: Eukaryota; Metazoa; Chordata; Mammalia; Rodentia; Cricetidae
Gene: Ppp2r2b
Product: protein phosphatase 2 regulatory subunit Bbeta
Exons: 10
Coding region: 1-1530 (509 amino acids)
Biological process (GO): peptidyl-serine dephosphorylation
Cellular component (GO): cytosol; protein phosphatase type 2A complex
Molecular function (GO): protein binding; protein phosphatase regulator activity
Source: RefSeq, a predicted model, not a curated record